Molecule: messenger RNA, 762 nt
Organism: Neurospora tetraspora
Lineage: Eukaryota; Fungi; Ascomycota; Sordariomycetes; Sordariales; Sordariaceae
Exons: 1
Coding region: 43-306 (87 amino acids)
Source: RefSeq, a predicted model, not a curated record
AACCAUCACACUAACACCCGCAACCGGCCGCCAACAACCACUAUGACGCCUACAACAACAACACAAACCAUCACACCCCCAACGAUCAUAUCAGUACCUGGCGUCACAACCGUCGAGGAAACCAUCGACCUCUCCUUUUUCCCAUCUACAACCACCACAAUCGUACCGCCCACCAUCAUCUCAGUACCCGGCGUCACAACAGUCUACGAAACCGUCGAUCUCGGAGUAACCAAUCAGCCGCGUGGUACCGGCCGGUCACUCCCCGUUCAGCCUACCGCUUUCGUUGCGGUCAUCAAACGGACUUGAAUAGCUCAGCUACAGGUCAAUGUGUCCCUGAGGUUGAAUGUUAGAGUAUAAGGCUGUGACGGACCAGGAGGUUGUGCGUUCGUUGAGGGCGGAUGGAGUGUUGUUGCUUUGGAGGUUCCUAACGGCCGCAGUUGCUGAGUGCCCCUGGUGGGUGGGGACUACGGACGUUGUGGCAGGUGGUGAUGGAGACGGUUCAUGUUCUUUUUGAGACUCUAUUGUGUGUCCUCAGGAUUGCGAGACUGUUUCCUUUUCCUUUUAGAUAUUCCCCAGCCCAAUAGGUAUCUCUUGUGCUGGCCUUCUAAUGGAAACGCGUGUCAAGUAGGUAACAAACCGUAUCUCAGCUCGGCUGGGCCAGGGCGUUUGCUAAAUGCGGGAGGGUAGUUGCAGCCAUAACAGUGCGAUUUGCUGGUGCGAUCAUGGAGGCGUUCUUUUCUUUGCGAUGGCGGAUGGAGGCUC